This is a messenger RNA of Phytophthora nicotianae INRA-310, 2712 nucleotides long. RefSeq lists its product as hypothetical. Gene Ontology annotation, cellular component: nucleus; perinuclear region of cytoplasm; cytosol. The transcript has 8 exons. Bases 1 to 2565 code for a protein of 854 amino acids. The record is from RefSeq and is a predicted model, not a curated record. Gene Ontology annotation, biological process: nucleocytoplasmic transport; activation of GTPase activity. NCBI's taxonomy places the organism in Eukaryota, Oomycota, Peronosporomycetes, Peronosporales, Peronosporaceae. Gene Ontology annotation, molecular function: GTPase activator activity; small GTPase binding.
AUGGUGAAGCCGUGGCCUUCGAGAUCGACGACGAAGAAGGACGUACCCAGCACAAUAACGACUCGAAUUGGCACUCGAGCGUUGAGGACGUCGGGUAUUGGAACGGAUCUCCUAGCAGCGCUACGUCGGAGGAUCACACGGAGGCCCAAACCUCCUGCGAUCACUGCAGAGCCUGAACACGAGAUCUCAGCGCCUCCAGUCGUGGCUCAAAUAGCACCAAAGCCUUCGGUUUCGACUAUUAACGUGAGCCAACCAGUGGCGCCCAAGCCUCCGCCAGGAUCUGAUGAAGAAAGUGAAGAAUCGGGCGAUGACGAUGAAGUGGAACUAACUGGAGUCGAAGGCGCUAAGAAAUCGGAGAAGAAGAAGAGUCAACGACCGAGUCUCGGCUUGAAUCGAUGGGUGCCUAAGUUGCUGAAUCCCGUGGAGAAACAUCGUGAUCGUGUGCACCAUAAGAAGAAGAAGUUCGUUUUUUCAGCUCAUAAACGUCCUCCAGUCAUAUUCACCGACUCGAGACGGCCAGUUGUCGAGCUGUUAGCUCGAAUUCUAGAAUUUCUAGACCCUUUCGAACCCGCACGAGUCAUUGCGUACGUCAACAAGUCGACGGCUGUAAGUGUCAAAGCAUAUUAUGAUCUAUACUGUCCUUUUCCUCGACCUCGGAGAUAUCUCGUCCAUCGACUGUUUGAGAACCGCAACAGUAUCUUUCCAACUAAAGUGAUGGAACUACUGUCAAUUAAUGACCGAGUACGAGCCAGUGCAAGUUGCUGGUCAUUCUACGAGGCAUCGAACUCGCUGCCUCUAGAAUUCAAUGGCGCAAGAGCUGCUCAAGAGUUUCUUGCAUGCUUCGAAUACCCACGAACUUUCCGUGUCCACAAGCGCUUUAAGAAGACCCCGGCAUUAUUAUUCAACGAAGCUACCGACGAGGACGUAGUGAAUAUCAUUCAAAUGAUGGAGCGUGGAAAUGAUGAUGAUGAUACCGACGAUGAUAGUGAUUGUUUUGCUGCUGUCCGAGAGAUCUCGCUGCGUAAAGUUAGUGAGUUGAGCCUGGCAAAGGGAAAAUAUUUCCAGCAGCUUUUACAGACGCUCUUCAUGGAUCACGUGAGCUCCCGAUUAAGCACGUUAGAACUCGCCGAGCUGAACCUUGAGGAUCUGCAAUUCAAACAACUCGCUGGGCUAUGGCGAGGGGCACGAUUCCCAAGUCUACAGCGUCUGAGCUUGGCUAAUAACGCAUUCAGCAGUCGAUUCGUCAGAGACUGGAGUUGGGGCUUCGAAAACGACAGUUUUAUCAAUCUACAAGCGAUCGACGUGUCCAACACUGAAAUGACCAACCAAGACCUCCAGCGCUUCAUUGCUUGUCUAUUGACAACUCCAGCACUUCAGAUUCUCACUUUAUCUCACAAUUUGUGCUCGUUUACUACAGUCCAAAAACUGCGCGAGCUGAUCGAAUCGAGAGCGUUGAAGAAUCUCAAAGAACUGCAUUGUGUGGCUAUUACAGCCGACGAAACAGCGAUGGGGUAUUUGCUGGAGAUAUUCCAGAUUAAUCCACCGUGCUGCCCUCACCUGCACAUGCUCGAUGUGAGCGGUAACCCUCUCAGUAACCCCAAAGCAGCGACUCAACUUGCCCGAGUCUUCACCUCGAACCUUCAAGUAUCGUCCAAACUAACGACACUCAACAUUUCAAGUAUGCAUCUCGGAGACGAGGGCCUUCAAAUAAUCGCUGCAGCAAUUUUACAAGGACCAGCAAUACAGAUCCAGUGCUUGGACGUCUCAGACAACGCUAUUCGGUCAUCUAUUGAUACGUUCGCUCAGGCAUUGACAACUGGAAAGCUUCCACAUCUUCGUUCCCUGAUAGUUGCAGAUAAUGAUCUAGGAGCAUUGGAAUUCGAAGCGUUGGGCUCAGCAUUGGCAACUAAUUGCUGUCCUCGACUACAAGAUCUUGAUUUAUCAGCAAACUUCGCGCGUGGGGAGGGCAUUGCACGUUUCUGCUCAUUUCUGCUGUCACCCCCAGCACGAUACCUUUGGUCACUGGAUCUCAGCGACAAUGAAAUCCCACAUCGCGGACUGCUUCUCCUCAACGAGACGUUGGCUCGUGGCAAGUGCAAACAACUGCACGAGCUCAAUUUAUCUCGCAAUUCCGACUUGAAGGCCAUUGUGUCGUUCUUGGAUCUCAUUCGAGGCGAUGGUUUGCCAUCUCUCACUAUACUACAAGUGGGUUAUGCACAGAGUCGCUCGGAGGGGUACAACCUCGUCCAAGACACUCUGAAACAACGGAGCGUUCAAGAACUUAGGCGACUCAAGCAGCUUCGUUUUGAGGAUAAAUUACGCGCUAUUCAGCUAAGAAAUGACGAUAAGGCAGAGCGAGAUCAAAUGCGAUGUUACCGACAAACUCAACGGCUUCGUGAGGUCUACGAUCACCUCGAAAGCGAAGCUGAUCGAGCCCUACGACGCCGUAAGCAGGUCAAGAAAUCCUCCCAACUGCACAUUCAUCAGGAGAUCAAACGCCAAAAACAAGAACGUGCCAGUGCACAGCUCGGCAGAAAACUCGACCUUAACGUACAUGCAGCCUAGCAAACCUCAUUAUGAAGUCAAGUUACGGGCACAAAAAAAAUAUUCACAGUGUUAAUCCUGAGUCAGCUGAGCACUCAGAGCUCGGUAGGACCAGCAAACUUCUCCGCCAGCUUGAGCAACACGUUCGUUUGCGCGGCCAUCAUCUCC